AUGACCCAUCUUCUUAUUGCUGGAACUUCUGCUGCACGACCUAUUUAUGGAAGAAUGACUACUUCUACACUGAUAUACACGAAUAAUGGUGAGGAUUUGUAUUUAGUCGAUUGUGGAGAUGGAAUUACUAAUGUAUUAACACAAUUUGGUGUUCCUUUAGAGAAGAUACGAGGUGUUAUAAUUACUCAUUCACAUUCAGAUCAUGCAAGUGGUAUUGCUGGGUUUGUUCAUUCAGUAGUAUUUGGAACAUCAGUAGAAUUAAUUAUUGCUGCCCCAAAAGGAAUUCAAAAAUUGAUCGAUGUUGUUUUUGAAUAUUCUGGUGAUACAGUUCCUAAAACAGUCUCUUAUAUAGAUUUAAGUGAUGACCAAAUUACUCAUUUCUCUAUUAAAAAUACUUCAUUUACAAGUGUCCCAAUUCCUCAUCAUGGGUCUAUUAAAGGUCAUGGCAUUAUUUGUCAAACUCAUUACACUAAUCAUCAAGACACAUCAAUCGCAAUUACUGGUGACACCAAUGACUCUUCUUUACUUGCUGAAUAUAUUGUUCAACAAAAUAUUCAAUUAAAUAUAUUAUUACAUGAAUGUACAUUUGCAAGUGAUCUUAAUGAAAACGCAUAA
Messenger RNA from Entamoeba dispar SAW760, 615 nucleotides. RefSeq lists its product as uncharacterized. The transcript is spliced from 3 exons. Gene Ontology annotation, molecular function: 3'-tRNA processing endoribonuclease activity. Gene Ontology annotation, cellular component: nucleus. NCBI's taxonomy places the organism in Eukaryota, Evosea, Mastigamoebida, Endamoebidae. The record is from RefSeq and is a predicted model, not a curated record. Bases 1 to 615 code for a protein of 204 amino acids.